UCCAUUCUCCUUUCCCUCUUUGUUCUUGAAGCCAUUUUGUUCUGAUUGCCGGUAGAGCGCAAUCAGAAAUCCGUUUCCAUCGUGGUCGGAUAAAGGCUUAUUUGAUCUAACCAAGAUGUUUCGGCUUCUAGAUAAGUUUAUCUUGUUAUCCCUAUUGGUUUUACCGGCGACCUUGCUGCUAUGUGGGAACGUUGCAUACGGUCAAGAAGAUCCCGUGGAUGAAGAAUCCGAAAACACACAGGCCACCUCAGAUGAUGCUGAUUCUGGACCAGAAGAGGAGGACAGUAAGGGUGAAGAGGAAGAGGCUACAGCUGAUACAGCUGCCAAAGAGUCCCAGAAAAGUGAGGUGGAAGAGGAAGAGGAGAAAGAGGAUGCCUUGAAACCAUCGCCUGACGCUGACACAGUCAUCCUUUUUACCAAAAACACUGAGCAACAAUUCUCUGCUGGCCUUGUGUCCAAGUGUCUUGUGAGCUUCAGCAAUAAUGGCAGGAAUGACUUUAUGGUUGAUAUGAUGGAAGCCUCUCUCAGAUAUCCUCAAGAUUAUAGUUACUACAUUCAAAAUUUUACGGCAUUCCAGUACAACACAGUGGUGAAACCUGGUCAUCAAGCCAGCUUUGAAUAUGCUUUUAGACCACACGAAUCCUUUGGAGGACGUCCCUUUGGCCUGUCAAUCAACCUUCUCUACAAGGAUACUGAUGGCAAGAUGUAUCGUGAUGCUGUGUUCAAUGAAACCGUUCAGCUGGUGGAAAGUGACGAAGGAAUGGAUGGAGAAACGUUUUUCCUGUACCUGUUCAUUGCCGCAAUUGCUCUUCUCCUUGUUAUGGCUGCACAUUAUGGUCUCACCUCUAUAAAGGCUUUCAAGAAAUCCUCUUCCAAGGCCCCUAUUGAGAUGGGCACUCAGCAAGAUGGUGACAUUGAUUACGAAUGGCUACCUAAAGAGACAACUACUGAAUUUGCUUCCAAGAACUCACCCAGGCGUUCACCACGAAACAGAAGACAGAAGCGCAAUACAGGCGACGAAUAGUGGCACUAUCAGCAUUAGUGAAUCUUUUAUUAAUAAAUGUGUUACAAGCAUAGAAAAAUAGAAAAUCUAAGGACUGGAUCAGUCCAGGUCAUCUGCUGGGCAGAGGAGAAAUCCGGUCAAUAUUCCAACAGAUUUUUCUUUGAUUUCAUCAAUGCUUUCUUAAAACAGCCCUCUCCCAACUUCACAGUGUCAACAUACAUUCAAAGAAAACAUGUUGGCAUUGAAUGGUGCAAUCUGUGAUCAAUGAUAGUGCUUUAAACCAAUAUCCAUCGCUGGAAAAUUUUAGACAGUUGCAAAGACUGCUCGGUCUCAGAGCAUGGUGCAAUUUGUUUUUGAAAGGCUUCGAGAGAAGCUUCAUUGAUCUAUAUGUUACGGUAUGUUUAUAAGAGUGAUGUUUUUUGGCGUAAAUUGGAAUGCAUACAUAGUGAAUCAUCUCAAGGUUCAUUUUAUCAUAUUGUAUAAUGCCAGGAGCCAAGAUGCUGUAAGCCGUACAUGGUAGGUCAACAAUGUUCUGAAUUUAAAAUCAAUUAUAUUAGAACAGUCAAAGGAAUUUAAUGUAAAGCCAUUGUUUUCCCAUGCACCUUGGAGCUUUUGUUGUACUAAACACAAAUCAAUGUUGCUACUUAAAAAAAUACUACUGUAAAUUAUUAAAAACUUCUUCAUAUGAA
Nematostella vectensis (starlet sea anemone) is the source of this 1692-nucleotide messenger RNA. Its product is annotated as translocon-associated protein subunit alpha. The transcript has 10 exons. The record is from RefSeq and is a predicted model, not a curated record. Gene Ontology annotation, cellular component: endoplasmic reticulum; endoplasmic reticulum membrane. The coding region runs from base 116 to 1024 and encodes 302 amino acids. NCBI's taxonomy places the organism in Eukaryota, Metazoa, Cnidaria, Anthozoa, Actiniaria, Edwardsiidae.